Molecule: messenger RNA, 1026 nt
Organism: Vicia faba (fava bean)
Lineage: Eukaryota; Viridiplantae; Streptophyta; Magnoliopsida; Fabales; Fabaceae
Source: the annotation of a GenBank genome assembly
AUGUCAUCAAUACUACACUCUUUGAUCUUAUUGUCCUUGAUCACUUUGCCAUUAGCAUUGGGCAUAUCAAGUGAACGUAGCAACAAGGAGGUUACGAGGAUGUACGAGAAAUGGAUAGUAAAACACCAAAAAGUGUAUAACGGUUUAGGAGAGAAAAAACAAAGAUUUGAAAAACAAAGAUUUGAAAUAUUUAAGGAUAAUUUAAAAUUCAUUGAUGAGCACAAUGCUGAAAAUCACACUUAUAAAGUUGGAUUGAACAAGUUUGCAGAUAUGAGUGAUGAAGAAUAUUAUGAUAAUGAUAUAUUGCCUGAGUCUGAGUCUGUUGAUUGGAGAUGGGCUGUUGGUAGUAUCAAAGAUCAAGGAGAAUGCGGUAAAUCUUGUUGGGCGUUUUCCACAGUAGCAGCAGUGGAAGCGAUUAACAAGAUAGUAAUAGAAAGUUUUAGGAAUUUAUUUGUACAAGAGCUUGUGGACUGUGAUAGAACAAAAAGUACAAGGGUGAAAGGUGUUGUUACUCGCAUCGGAAGUUGUGGAAGUUGUUGGGCAUUCUCAACAAUAGCCACAGUGGAAGCUAUACACAAGAUAGUCACAGGGAAGCUUACACUGGACCAACACUAUCCAUACAAGGGAUUUGAGGGUAGAUGUUAUCCAACAAGGAAAAAUGCCAAGAUAAAAGCUGUGGCUCAUCAACCUGUUAGCGUUGCUAUUGAGGCUUCUGGAAGGGCUUUGCAACUCUAUCAAUCUGGUGUAUUUACUGGUAAAUGUGGGACAAACUUAGAUCAUGCUGUGGUGGUUGUUGGAUAUGGCUCUGAAAAUGGUGUUGAUUAUUGGUUGGUAAGGAACUCAUGGGGGGGCACUAACUGGGGUGAAGAUGGUUACUUCAAGAUGGAGCGUAAUGUGAAAAGAACUUACACAGGAAAGUGUGGAAUCGCAGUUGAAGCCUCAUACCCAGUGAAGUAUGGUCAAAACUCUGCAGUCACUACUAAUUCGGCUUAUAAAAAUACUGAAGUGCUUGUUAGCAGUGCUUGA